CUUUUAAAUUGACAGUACCAGCCACGGACCAACGGCAGAAAUAGAUCCGACUGUCGCGGAUUUGCUACGAUAACGGAUUAAAAUCCAAGUCUUUGCUGAAACACUUUGCAGACAUAAUAUAAAUAACAGGCAGCUGCUCUCCGUACGCUUCUCCGCGUUUCUCACGGAGAUCCGCGGCUCCCGUCGUUUGAGACGCUAUAAACAAUAAUAACAAUGGCUUCUGGUUCGCCGUCGUCCUCUCCGGACACCGCGACGGGCUCAGGUACGGAUCCAGCCCGGCCCGACACAGGAGAGCCCCUCGGUGGAGCAGGCUCGGACUCGGAUUCGGACUUGGGUUUGAGUAAAUUUGACUGCAGCGCCAUGGAGGUGGGGGACCGGCUGGAGGGAGAAGAGCUGGAGCGCGAGUUCGAGUCUGCCGCCGACCGCGUAAAAGACUUGAUACAGACGGCCAGCAGGGACCAGCUGCUGUACCUGUACGCUCGCUACAAACAGGUCAAAGUGGGGAAGUGCAAUACACCAAAACCUGGUUUCUUUGACUUUGAAGGACAAAGAAAAUGGCAAGCCUGGAAGCAGCUUGGAGACAUGGAUCAGGAACAAGCAAUGCAAGAGUAUAUUUCCUGUGUCAACAUCUUAGACCCUGAAGGCAGCACGAAGGAAAGACGAGGAGCGGAAAGGAGAACAGGCUUCGGAGCAGCAGUCAGUUCCCUAUACCAAGAAGAGAUGAUCAGGGAAGAGGAUAAGAACAUCUUUGACUACUGCAGAGACAAUAACAUCGAAUACAUCACCAACGCCAUCACCUCCCAGAACGUGGACGUCAAUAUAAGGGAUGAAGAGGGCCGGGCUCUCCUGCACUGGGCCUGUGACAGAGGCCACAAGGAGAUGGUGUCUUUAUUACUACAGCACAAAGCAGAAAUCAACAUUCAGGACGAUGAAGGACAGACGGCGUUGCAUUAUGCUUCAGCGUGUGAAUUUGUUGAAAUUGUGGAUCUGCUGCUGAAAUCUGGAGCUGACCCAACUAUCACAGACCAGGAAGGUUGUCUUCCUGAGGAGGUCACUGAUUCCCGUGCAAUCUCCCUUCUCCUGCGUGGGUACACUACUUCGAAAGGCUGAAUCGGCCUUGCAUCCCACCACCCUGUUAUUCCAAUCUCCUAGUCUCCUCCCUGCUCCCCUCUUUUGCCCAGCCUUCCCAUAAUCCCUCAUUCAUCCCUGCAGAGACUUCUUUUCCCCUUUUCAGCCCUAACAGUCUGUAGACCUGGACUGCAGACAGGUUUUGUUUUCUAUUUUGUCUUUUUUUUUGUUUUUUUUUCCUCUCCCCCACCCAAAUUGUUGAGGUGACUUUGAUUUCAUUGGUUUAGCUCUUUUUGAGCUACGGUUGUAAACAUUAGUCAUUCAAUUUAAUACACAAGGGCACUGCAUGUAUUUUCAGUCUUCUAUAUACUGUAUUGACUAUCUGCACAGUAGGGUUGGGUGAUAUGACGGUUACUGUAAGACAGAUUUAUGAACUGAUAAGGUAUAGCUACGAGACUUUGACUGGAAAUGGUGCAAUUAAAUGAGCUGGACAGCAUAUUGGCAAUAUAUAAAUGACAUUGUGUGCAUCUGUGUGUUAAAGCAUCUGUAUUUAUCCGGCAUCACCAGAUCAAGCAAAAACAGACAUCCCCAUUCACUUAUCUAUAAACGCUAUAAGAUAUCACAAUAUUUAUCAUCAUCACGACAUGGUGUAACAUCCAAAUCCAUCAGAGAAUCCCAUACAUAUCACCCACUCCUACUGCAACCAGCCAGGCCUUUUAAUCAGUUUAGUCUGUUCUAGUGGUUUGUUCAUGAUUCUGUUAGGUACCAAGGAAUGCUUUCCACGUGUUUCAUUAAAGUGUUCUGCAAAUCUG
Haplochromis burtoni (Burton's mouthbrooder) is the source of this 1880-nucleotide messenger RNA. RefSeq names its product acyl-CoA binding domain containing 6 (gene acbd6). The coding region runs from base 214 to 1110 and encodes 298 amino acids. Gene Ontology annotation, molecular function: protein binding; fatty-acyl-CoA binding. The transcript is spliced from 8 exons. Lineage: Eukaryota; Metazoa; Chordata; Actinopteri; Cichliformes; Cichlidae. The record is from RefSeq and is a predicted model, not a curated record.